CGGCGCCCGGGGUGGGUGUCUCUGCUCGCUGCUUCGCCCGGGGCCAUGGACGAGGCUCAGCGCCAACUGCUGCAGCGCUCGCGGUUGCGCCUGGUGAAGGAGCUGCAGGUGGAGCCGCUCUGGGACCUGCUGGUGCACAAAGGGAUCUUCACGCCGGACAUGAUCGAGGAGAUCCAGAGUGCAGGUACUCGAAGGGACCAGGCCAGGGAGUUAAUCACUGACCUGCAGACGCGAGGAAAAGAAGCCCUCCCUGCCUUCAUCUGGUGUCUCCGUGAAACUGGACAGAAAGACCUGGCAACUCUGCUGAGUGAGGGAUGCCACCAUCUGCAAUUGCCCCCAGCCCACAUAGAACCAAUCAUGGGCCACACGCGUGCUGGACAAGUUGACCCCGGUAUGCAGACAAGAGAAUAUUUACCUUUCCCAGCCCAGGAGAGAUUUCAAGAACCAGAUCGUGAAAUUGCAGCCACUCAGGGUUCUGAGGAGAGAGCUGCAAGGAGUCCUGAAAUGGUUUAUGCUUUGAAUUCUGACCCCUGUGGUUACUGCCUUAUCAUCAACAACGUGAACUUCUCCAAGGAGUCUGGCCUUGCCGCCCGCGUUGGCUCUGAUGUGGACUGCGAGAGACUGGAAAGACGCUUCCGGUUGCUCCGUUUCGAAGUCGUGACUCGACGAGAUCUCACAGCUCAGGAAAUCACCUUGGAGUUGCAGAGCCUGGUGAGGCGGAACCAUGGAUCCCUCGGCUGCUGCUUGGUCGUGAUCCUUUCCCACGGCUGUCAGACCAGACACAACCAGUUUCCCGGCGGGAUCUUCGGUACAGACGGAAUGCCCAUUGCGGUGGAAAAGAUCGUCAGCUACUUCAACGGGUCUCACUGUCCGCUCCUGAGGGGGAAACCCAAACUCUUCUUCAUCCAAGCUUGUGGAGGAGAACAAAAGGACCGAGGGUUUGAGGUGGAUUCCGGGCCUUCUGUGGAUCAACAACAUGGAAGCACUCUAGAUUCUGAUGCGAACCCCUUCCAGAUACCUGCGGGAGACUCUGAUCAGCCAGAUGCCAUAGCCAGUUUGCCCACCCCCAGUGACAUCUUGGUAUCUUAUUCAACUUUUCCAGGUUUUGUGUCCUGGAGGGAUACACGUAGUGGAUCCUGGUACGUGGAAACCCUGGACCAGAUCCUUGAUCAGUAUGCGCAUUCGGAAGAUCUGCUCACCAUGCUACUGAGGGUGGGGAACGCCGUUUCUGCAAAAGGGAAGUACAAGCAAAUGCCUGGCAGUUUCAACUUUCUCCGCAAAAAGUUCUUCUUCAAGGCCAGAUGAUAUCCCAGCCCGAGAGGCUCUGCCUGGAUGAAGCAGUUAUCCCAAAAGAGACCCUUGGAAGAUGUGUGCUGCGAUGCACUUCAUGCAGAAUGGAUGAAUUUGUCUUCUCACCUUACCUUCGAGGAGUAGACUCGUUACUGUGAAAAGACUCCUCUUUUCCUUGAAAUACAGAUUUCUUCAACAAAGCCAGUUUUGUACAGAGUGAGAAGUUUUGUGUGGAUCCCAAAAUAAGUGCCUGGAAUUUUGUUCGGGGCAGGCAUCCCCCUCUUCGUCCUUGAUUUCUUCUUGAGGGAAUCUUCUGCUCACUCUGUUGUUUUGGUCUCAGCUUUCUUACAGCCACUCUGAGUCCUGGGCUUCUGGGCCUUAACUCUGCAACCAGUUUUAACUGAGACUAAUUGUCAUGGCUUCCUUCUCCGCCAUCAUGAACCUCAGAAAUUACAGGCGUGUGAGGCUGCUGCAUGUGGUUUUUCAGAGGUGACCUUCCCUCCCCGCUCCUCAGAGGACUGUUCCCACGUCUGCUGCAGGAAAGCCAUGUCCCCUCAUCCAGUGUAACGUUGGCUACGUAGACAGAUUGUAGACAGACUCCUAAUUUGUUAAAAGCAGGCAUUUUGCUGGGGGAAUGCACUCUGCACAUCACCUCUUAUUGUAUUAAAUAUUCUGUAUUUAUAUGCAAUCCAGCUUUUUUUAAAAUUUACACACUGUACCCAGGGACCGUAGGUGUUCUGUAAUUCCCCUCAAGAAGGGGGGAAGGAGCCCUGACCUGGAUAGUCGAGGCAAGCUCA
This is a messenger RNA of Gekko japonicus, 2087 nucleotides long. RefSeq names its product caspase 9 (gene CASP9). The transcript has 10 exons. Gene Ontology annotation, biological process: regulation of apoptotic process; proteolysis. The coding region runs from base 46 to 1305 and encodes 419 amino acids. The record is from RefSeq and is a predicted model, not a curated record. Gene Ontology annotation, molecular function: cysteine-type endopeptidase activity. Lineage: Eukaryota; Metazoa; Chordata; Lepidosauria; Squamata; Gekkonidae.